This is a messenger RNA of Capsicum annuum, 1257 nucleotides long. RefSeq names its product putative RING-H2 finger protein ATL21A. The record is from RefSeq and is a predicted model, not a curated record. Lineage: Eukaryota; Viridiplantae; Streptophyta; Magnoliopsida; Solanales; Solanaceae. Bases 216 to 908 code for a protein of 230 amino acids. The transcript is spliced from 2 exons. Gene Ontology annotation, molecular function: polysaccharide binding.
AACCUUGGUCAAACACCUCUUUUGGAAGAGAGAAAAAAAAAACUUGGCUAAACCGCUAAAAGUUAGCUGGAAGGUCACUUUGAUACCUUCCCCAUCUAACACUUCAAGUUUCUUUGAAGUCCACAAUCUUUACCCCCUUUCCUACUCCUUAGUCCUCACACACACUAAACUUACAUACCCAAAAAAGGUUCUAUUGAGAGACAAGUUAAGAAUAUAUGGAUGCUCUAAUCUUCAUUUCCAUGUUCAUUAUUUUUCUACAUGUAAAAGCACAAGCAAAUACACCUAGUUGUUCACCAAUUAGUUGUGCAAAUAGCUCUACUUUCAACAUUCAGUAUCCUUUCACACUUCACCAAAUUCAGCCUCAGCACUGUGCAGGUCUCCCUGAUUUUGUGUUACAAUGUAAACAAAACAUGACCAUUCUAAAUUUCCCAUCUUAUGGGGAUUUAGUCAUUAAAUCCAUAUCAUAUGAUCUCCAAAAACUCGAAUUAAUCGAUCCGAAAAACUGUGUCCAUGGAGUUUUCUUGAACCUGAAUCUUUCUAACACUCCAUUUAGCUAUUACUAUGUACUGAAAGAGUAUCAGUACCUGAAUUGUUCAGCUGAAAUUUCUUCUUUCUUACAAGUCCCUUGUCUAAGUGGCAUUGGACAUCAUGUGUAUGUUGUGGAAACAUCAUUUGUUGUCACAGAUUUUUGUAACCAUGUUAAGACUGUUGGAAUCCCAUUUUCAUAUAGUCCUUUCUUGUCUGAUAACACUUUUGGACUUGGAUUAACAUGGCACUUGGCAAAUUCUCAAGACAGUCUAACAGCAAAGUUUACAGCAGGGCUGUUUGAAGGACUCAAUGAGAUAGUAGAUGAUAAAGUUCUUUGUAAUUUGCAGCGUUGGGGUGUAUCAUCCUGUUCAUGUUUAUAGUGGUGAUGUUGUUAGAUAUACAGAAGUUAUCUCAAUAUUCUAAGAGAGAGGAGGAGAAAGAGACUCAGAAGGAACCUCAAGCUAAUCCUAUUUUUGGGAACUAUGAAGCUUUGAACAAAAUUGUGAUAAAAAACUAGUACUUCUCAGAAUCAAAAUUAUGGCCCAAAUGGACAAAUAUAUGUGAAAACUUUUGGUUGGUUAUUGGUGCAAAUGAGUAGUGUGAGGAAAUUGGAUUUUGAUAUAUAGAUACGAUACGUGGUUUGAUAAAUUGGACGUUAAUAUUUGUGAUUUGUAUUACGCAUACUGAUUAAUUUAUCGAUUGAUAAAAACUUCUAAAGUUAUCUUUUUA